GGUAGGAUGGGGACACGGUAAUCUCUCAGCAGACAUGGUUUGAAUGGUAUGUUGUGGUGGGCCAGAAAUACGGAUAAAACCAAUUCCAGAAACUCAGCCUGGGGAGUCAAGAGGCAUGAUUCCACUUUUACAGGUCAUUGUUCUCUUGCCAGGGUGACCAUUUCUCUCCACACCCAGGAUGACUUCCAACGGAGAAGCAGUUAACCUUGACACAGAAACAUAACGCUAAUGCUGUUAGUUGUGCUCGGCUGUGCUGGAAGACAGUUACUGUGGCCAAAUCCCCUUCAGUAGAGGUGCCACACUGGCUUUGGCUUUGAAGUAUUUUAUGUACCCCAGCUGCCAUCAACAUCGUCAUGGCGGGUAUUUUUCAAAGACUUAGGUCCCUUUUCCAUCGCUACCCAUUGGCAUCGAAUAUGGUCAUCUGUGGCUCCCUAUAUGGAUCAGGGGACAUUAGUCAGCAGAAGUUGAGGGGCAAACAACUGGACUGGAAAAAUACUGGCCGAAUUGCUUUUAUAGCUUUCACAAUGUUUGGUCCAAUAUACUUCCAUUGGUACCGGGUUCUUGAUCGGAUUGUUAAAGGAAAAGGCACCAGUUCAGUAGUCUCCAAGGUUCUGCUGGACCAGUUUGUUAUGGGCCCACCUUGCAUAGGGAUAUUUUAUGUUGGAACAAGCAUCCUGGAAGGUAAAGAAGAUGUUCUAGCUGAGUUUAAGAGCAAAGGAAUGAAGACUUUUGUGGCGGAAAGUGGGUUUUGGUUGCCUUUCCAGUCUGUGAACUUCCUGUUCUUGCCCACUCAUCUGCGCACAGCGUUUGUGUCAAUGGGUGCCUUUGCUUGGUCCAAUGUCCUCUGCUAUAUUAAAGCGGGGAGGUAUCAUCAGGGAUAAAAAAAACAGGAUGGUCACACAUUGGAGGAUGCUUUUCAGUAAUACAAAAAGAUGUAGCUGAGAGCGUUUCAGCACUAUGGCUGUCUGAUCUCUUGUUGGCAGGUGCCCGGAUGUCCUACCUCGUUCAAAAUAGGACAUUCCUCAUUUGAGACAAUGUGAUUGGCUCGUGCUUUAGCCAGUUAUACGUGAUUUAACAAGUGCCUAAGUUGUCAGCUGUUGGGAUUGACAGCAUGUGCAAUUCACAUUGGAAAUCUAAUCUGUAGCAACCACAAAACUGAUAUAAAAUGAACCAGGAUCUCAGAAAACUGUGAAUCAGGGAGAUGCAGUGGAAUGAAUCGGAUGAUGUUGAAAGCCAACAAGAAUAUUAAAUUUUUGAGGGGUGCUACAUGCAGUUUUAGUUAAAAAUUAAACUUCAGGUAAAUGUUUGUAGAACAAAUAUUAUGGCAUGCUUUGAGAUAAUAUGUUUUCCUGUUGAUUAUGCAUGUCAUUUAAUUUUUUUUUUCAAAAUCUGUCUUACACCACUUGACAUUAACUGAAACAGAAAGAAAACAAUAGUAAAUGUCAACUGUAGAGUUGCUAGAAUAAGGGGGAUAACUAUGUCAGCUUAAGCAGGAAUGACAAAACCAAGCAUUUUAUUGAUUAUGUUUGUUUAUACAUUGUACUCUCUGGUACCGAGGACAUGGAAGAAUUCACCAGUGGUUAUGAUACAUGAAUUUUAGUGUGUGCAAGAUUGCUGGAAAUGGUACCCUGUAUGCAAUAUGAGUUGUGGGUAAAAGGUAAAGAAAAUUCAAAGCUGUGUAACGUUUAAAUCACAAGCUACCCCUCCUAUUGUAAAUCAUACACCUGGUUACAACUUAUCAAGCACAUAUUAAGCUACUUGUAUAUGCAAUAUCUCAUGGUAUUUUAAUGAAGAGUUGUCCAAAGUUCUAUAAAAUGAAAUGAAAUGGGGUAAUAGGUGAGGUAAAAUUGAAUACAUGAUGUUAUAUGACUUAUUAUAUGAAUACAUGACUUAUUUAUCUCUUGUGAUGCAUUAUAACUUGAAGAGUUGUACUAGAACAGGAAAAUUGGGAACAGGAAAAAGCAGAAACAGGAAAAAACGGGAACAGGAAAAAGGCUCAAUAGUAAAAUGUAAUAGUAACUGCAGAUGUAGGAAAUUUAAAACAUUGGCUGUCCAAGUAAAAGACUUGAAAUUAAUACAUUUUGCUACAAAACUUGACGAUAAUUGAUCUUGUAGCAUGACUGCAGUACUGCUAAGUAGCAUUCCCGCAGAAUUUGAUUUGUUCAAUUGAAGUCUGGAUAGAAUAUCUCAGAGCUGGCAUUCUCGUUGCUGGGAUGAAGGGUCUAUGGAUUGGUGGAUGAGGAUAAGACAGAUUACCAACCAGUUGUGCCGCUACAUGCUACUUUGUCCAACCAGGUGUUACUGUACAUGCUACUUUGUCCAACCAGGUGUGCCGGUACAUGCUACUUUGUCCAAACAGGUGUGCCGCUACAUGCUACUUUGUCUUUCCAGUUACGCUGUGCAUUUUACUACACUGCAUUUGCCUUUCCAAACAUUGUGGCUUUAAUGUCAUUUAAUGAAUGUUAUGUCAGCCUGCCAGUUUGCCACAUGAAGGCACAACUCAUACACAUAAAUUUCAUAAGAUGUUUGGGAUAGUAUUAGUCAGUUUGCAUUUGAUACCUUAAUUAUGAACAUGUAUAACAACUAAUGAAAGUUGAUAUGUUGAAAAUACCUCUGCAGACCAACAACCAGUUUUGUUUUCAUGUUCUUUUGGCAGCUUGCCAUCAGCUCAGUCAUUUUUUUUUUUAAUGUUUGUUUUGAUUUGUUUGUUUUACUUGUAUUACUCAUUGUUUAUUGUCACGAACAGUGUUUCUACUUCAGUAAAUACCGUCUUGGAUCUAAGACGUGUACUAGGAACAGAAUGUUUUGCAGAAGAUAGCAUUUGAGCUGGUGCAAAUAUUGUAAAUUGAAUUUUGUAAGGGAUGUGGAAUCAUUACCAUAUACAUAUAAACACGUGAAUAUAAAGGUAUGCUUGU
Molecule: messenger RNA, 2915 nt
Organism: Liolophura sinensis
Lineage: Eukaryota; Metazoa; Mollusca; Polyplacophora; Chitonida; Chitonidae
Product: mpv17-like protein
Exons: 7
Coding region: 354-881 (175 amino acids)
Cellular component (GO): cytoplasm; mitochondrion; membrane
Source: RefSeq, a predicted model, not a curated record